Messenger RNA from Canariomyces notabilis, 1419 nucleotides. RefSeq names its product general substrate transporter. Gene Ontology annotation, cellular component: membrane. The transcript has 9 exons. Gene Ontology annotation, molecular function: carbohydrate:proton symporter activity. The coding region runs from base 1 to 1419 and encodes 472 amino acids. The record is from RefSeq and is a predicted model, not a curated record. Gene Ontology annotation, biological process: transmembrane transport; carbohydrate transport. NCBI's taxonomy places the organism in Eukaryota, Fungi, Ascomycota, Sordariomycetes, Sordariales, Chaetomiaceae.
AUGACUCGUCUCGGCAACUUCAGGGCAUACUGCCUCGUGGCCCUGAGCUGCGUUGGGUCAUUUCUCUUUGCCUACGACACGGGCAUCGUCGGCGGCGUCCUCACUCUUGAUUCUUUUCAGAGGGACAUGAACUUCACGGCCGCCGAAAAGGCCAAUGUCAGCUCUCUUUCAGCGAGCCUUCUACAAGCCGGGGCCUUCUUUGCGUGCUUCUUUGCCUGGCCCUUCACUGCUCGCUUCGGUCGGCGAUGGUCCCUUGUUCUCGCUUCCUGGAUCUUCAUCGUCGGUGCUGUCUUGCAGAUCAUCAAGGUUAACGGGGUUGGGGCCUGGUACACCGGGCGUUUGAUAUCGGGGUUUGGUGUGGGCAUUGCCACGGUUGUCAUUCCCAUGUACAGCGCCGAAAUGGCACCCAAACAGAACCGGGGACAACUUGGAAGCAUGUUCCAGUUCUUCUUCACCCUGGGAGUGAUGACUUCAUAUUGGAUCGACUACGCCGUGGCGAAGCAUUUAGAGUCGUCCAGCCUACAGUGGCGGGUUCCCGUGGCUCUGCAGCUCGUUCCAGGCGGAAUACUCGGUUUGGGCAUGCUGUUGACAAAGGAAAGCGUCAGAUGGCUCGUCAAGCGCGGUGAUCACGAAGGCGCAUUGGCAUCGCUGACUUGGAUAAGAGGGGAUGAAGAUCACGCUAUCGUUAAGCAGGAGAUGGAUGAGAUCCUCGAGGGUAUCAGAGAAGAAGAGAGCCUCACCGAAGGCCUCACAUGGAAAGAAUACCUCCUGCCGACCAACCGGUGGCGAUUGAUGAUUGCUAUCACCCUGCAGAUUGGUGUCCAGCUUACCGGCAACACGUCCCUUGCAUACUUCUCGCCCCAAAUUUUCAACGCAGUCGGAGCAGGAGAUAACUCACUACUGAUUAGCGGCUUCUUUGGCGUUGUCAAGGUGGCCUCAUGUCUGUUCUUCCUGGUUUUCCUGGUCGAGAGAAUCGGACGACGAGGCUCGCUGCUUGGGGGUGCCUUCAUGAUGGGCGUCUUCAUGCUUAUUGUGGCCGUGCUCACCGCUACCCAUCCCCCUAGCGCAAGCUCUGGAAUGACCAGCACCUCCAUUGCUUCUCUGCUGAUGAUAUAUCUUGAGGCAAUGACUUACAACUUGUCAUGGGGCCCUGUACCGUGGCUUUACAUGAGUGAAAUAUUUCCGACUCGAAUCCGCGAAGGGGGAAUCGCCGUGGGCACUGCAACCCAGUGGUUGUUCAAUUUCACGUUUUCUCAGAUUACUCCUCACGCCGUCGACAAUCUGGGCUGGAGAACAUUUCUGAUGUUUGCCAUCUUUAACUGGGCCCUCGUCGUCUAUACAUGGUUCUUCAUUAAGGAGACGAAAGGGCGGUCUCUCGAGGAGAUGAACCUUGGUGAGCUUGGCAGCAUUCAUUACUAG